GGAAAAGAUGAUGAUUUUCAGAGUUGAAAACUACAAAAAGGGUGGGAUUCUGGUAAGUUUGUGCCUUUACACGUGGAGAGAAGGAGGAGAGAAUCGUGUGGAGUUAGUAUUUCUCCGAUGCAGCACCUCCUCCUCCUAAACUCUUUUUGGAGGUUCUAUAUUCUUGUGCUAUACACAUAUGCAUGAUGUUAAGUUGAUCACACAAAGGGCUGAAGAUCUUCUAAAAUUGAGGGAUUUCAAGACGGAAUUGGUCUCCAAUUUUCAUUUCUCAAAACAAUCAACCUGAGGGAUUGUCUGCUUCUGUCUCUAUGGAUAUUGUGUUUCCUCCUAUAUUUUAAGCUCUUGAUAGUUUUGAGGCAUAAUACCUCCCCAUGAUCCCAUCUCCACCCCCUCGUUCAGACCUUACUAUGUGUGCCUCUGGGUUGUUUGUUUCUUAGGCUGUUUUCAUUGAUCACACAACAGUUAUCUUCUUAAAAUUUGAAGCAGCCCAGAAAAUGUCGAGACCCUUAUGCUAUAUAUAGACAAGUGCCUUCACAAUCUGUACUUCAAGUUUUGAUAGAGAGAGGCUCCCAAUUUAUAUAAACUUGGGUGCUUUAAUAUUCUAUAUACACAACUGUUCUCUCUGUAAGUAAGAGUGAGAGAGAGAGAGAGAGAGAGAGAUGGGGAGUGAAGGUUAUGCUCCACUAUUUGAAACAAGGAGAGCUAAGGGAAGAUUCCUAUACAGGAUGUUUUCAGCAUCCAUGUUUUUGGGGAUAUGCUUGAUUUGGGCUUACAGGGUCAUUCACAUCCCAACGGAAGAUGGCAGAUGGGGUUGGAUUGGAUUGCUUUUGGCUGAGCUCUGGUUUGGCCUUUACUGGCUUCUCACUCAAGCUUCUCGCUGGAACCCCAUCUAUCGAUCCACUUUCAAGGACAGGCUCUCACAAAGGUAUGAAAAAGACCUCCCAGCUGUUGAUAUAUUUGUGUGCACGGCAGACCCUGUGAUAGAGCCACCAAUAAUGGUGAUCAACACUGUUUUAUCAGUCAUGGCAUACGAUUAUCCGCAGGAAAAACUUGGUGUAUACCUAUCUGAUGAUGCUGGUUCAGAGUUAACAUUCUAUGCUCUGUUAGAGGCUUCCCAUUUCUCCAAGCACUGGAUACCUUACUGCAAGAAGUUCAAAAUCGAGCCAAGGUCGCCUGCAGUCUAUUUUUCCUUGACAUCCCACCUACAUGAUGCUGAUCAGGCUAAAGAAUUGGAGCUUAUCCAGAAAUUGUAUGAAGAGAUGAAGGACAGAAUUGAAACUGCUACCAAGCUAGGUCGAAUUCCUGAAGAAGUACUCAUGCAGCAGAAAGGAUUUUCUCAGUGGGAUUCAUUUUCUUCUCGGCAUGACCAUGAUACCAUCCUUCAAAUACUAAUUGAUGGGAGAGACCCAAAUGCCAUGGAUGUUGAAGGGAGCAAAUUGCCAACUCUGGUAUACUUGGCUCGUGAAAAGAGACCCAAACAUCCCCACAACUUCAAGGCUGGAGCUAUGAAUGCAUUGAUAAGGGUGUCAUCAAAAAUUAGCAAUGGAGCCAUCAUUCUCAACGUAGACUGCGAUAUGUACUCGAACAAUUCACAUUCCAUCCGGGAUGCUCUUUGCUUCUUCAUGGAUGAAGAGAAGGGUCAAGAGAUUGCUUUUGUGCAAUAUCCACAGAACUUCGAAAACAUCACUAAGAACGAAUUAUAUAGUAGCUCAUUAAGAGUUAUUAGCGAGGUGGAAUUUCAUGGUUUGGAUGGCUAUGGAGGUCCUAUGUAUAUUGGAACUGGCUGCUUUCAUAGAAGGGAUACUCUAUGUGGGAGGAAGUUCAGCAAGGACUAUAGGAAUGAAUGGAAGAGAGAAAGCAUAAAGACAGAAGAAAGUGCACAUGAGUUACAAGAAAGUCUAAAGAAUCUAGCAAGCUGCAGAUAUGAAGGAGAUACACAAUGGGGAAAUGAGAUGGGGUUGAAGUAUGGGUGCCCAGUUGAAGAUGUGAUAACAGGGCUGUCCAUUCAAUGCCUAGGAUGGAAAUCAGUGUAUCUCAACCCUGCCCAGAAGGCUUUCCUUGGGGUUGCUCCCAAGACACUGGAGCAGACUCUUGUGCAGCACAAGAGAUGGUCUGAAGGUGAUCUACAGAUUCUGCUUUCCAAGUACAGUCCUGCAUGGUAUGGACUAGGAAGAAUUAGCCCAGGCCUUAUACUGGGUUAUUGCACCUACUGCCUCUGGCCUCUCAACUCCUUGGCAACACUGUCCUAUUGUAUAGUCCCUUCCCUUUUUCUUCUCCAUGGCAUUCCCUUGUUUCCACAGGUCUCAAGCCCAUGGUUCCUACCAUUUGCAUACGUGAUAUUGGCCAAGUACAGUGGCAGCUUGGCAGAGUUCCUCUGGUCUGGAGGCACACUCUUGGGGUGGUGGAAUGACCAGAGAAUCUGGCUCUUUAAGAGAACAACCUCUUACCUCUUCGCCUUCAUGGACACCAUUCUGAGGCUACUGGGAUUCUCUGAAACAUCGUUUAUACUGACAGCCAAAGUUGCUGAUGAAGAUGUGUCCCAGCGAUAUGAGGGAGAGAUGAUGGAGUUUGGAGGGUCUUCCCCCAUGUUCACCAUCUUAGCAACACUAGCAAUGUUCAAUCUGUUUUGUAUUGUUGGGGUGGUGAAGAAGGUGGGCUUGGAUAUGGAGGUCUACAAAACAAUGGCUCUGCAGAUUCUUCUAGCUGUGGUUCUGCUUCUCAUCAACUGGCCUCUGUACCAAGGCCUCUUCCUGAGGAAGGAUAAUGGCAAGAUGCCAUGCUCACUCACUGUUAAAUCAGUUCUUCUGGCCUUAGUUGCUUGUGCCUGUUCCACGUUCUUCCACUUUCUUUUAUCAUAAAGUUCAGUAGGUCUCUUUCUGGCUGUAGGAUAUAAUGCAAGAUCAUGGAACAAUGUAUUUCAAGAAAUUUAUUUCAUUUUCUCAUGAAUGUAUACUUGUUUUGUACUUGUCCAUUUAAAUGAAGAUUUUUAUUUAUUUA
Molecule: messenger RNA, 2997 nt
Organism: Vitis riparia (riverbank grape)
Lineage: Eukaryota; Viridiplantae; Streptophyta; Magnoliopsida; Vitales; Vitaceae
Product: cellulose synthase-like protein E1
Exons: 8
Coding region: 660-2858 (732 amino acids)
Biological process (GO): cellulose biosynthetic process; plant-type primary cell wall biogenesis
Cellular component (GO): plasma membrane; trans-Golgi network
Molecular function (GO): cellulose synthase (UDP-forming) activity; mannan synthase activity
Source: RefSeq, a predicted model, not a curated record